Nicotiana tabacum (common tobacco) is the source of this 1171-nucleotide messenger RNA. Lineage: Eukaryota; Viridiplantae; Streptophyta; Magnoliopsida; Solanales; Solanaceae. The record is from RefSeq and is a predicted model, not a curated record.
CGUGACUUCUGUUACUUUCUCUCUCUAUAUAUUUACACACACAUGUAUAAUCAGUAGCAUUAUUGGUGAAGACAUGGGGAAUGCGAACGCCAGAGAAGACGGCGCCGUCGCUGGCGGAGGCGGUGGCGGUGGUGAUGAGGUGUCGGAAAGAAGAUCCAGUAAUAUUCAAUCUGCAAAUAUUGGUGAAGAUCACGCUCGGACAACGCGCGUGGCUUCAGCUGACUUAAUGGUCAAUUCUCCUCCGCAAAGCCCACAUCGCUCUGCUUCACCUCUCUUGUUCGGACCUCAGGUCCCAGUAGUUCCUUUACAAGCAGGGGAUGGCCAUCCUGCUACCGACCAAAUGUGGGGCGAUGAAUCUCAGGAUGCCUCUGAUCAUUCUCCAGAGAGUGGCAUACCUAUUUUGAUAACAUGGAGUUAUGGUGGUAAUAAUGUUGCUGUCCAAGGAUCUUGGGACAACUGGAGAUCAAGGAAGAUUCUGCAAAGAUCAGGCAAGGACCACACCAUUCUGUUGGUCCUUCCGAUGGGGAUAUAUCAUUACAAAUUCAUUGUGGAUGGAGAAGUCAGAUAUAUCCCUGAUCUUCCAUGUGUAGCAGAUGAGACAGGCGUUGUCUUUAAUCUUCUUGAUGUUAAUGUAAGUGAGUUUUCCGCCUCCUGAUUAGUUGGUUGGGAAGCUGAUUUACCUUUGGCUAGUGAAUUGCUAAUUGCAUUAUCGCAGUAGUGGCAUCUUGAUAACUUUAGCACAUUUAGCAGUCUUCAUUAAUGUAAUUAGUGAAAUACUGACAAAUAACUUUGUAGCGGAAGGGUAGGCAGAGUUUGCAAUGUUGCAGCUUGGCAUUGCCAUUUUAUUUCAUUUUGUUUUGCCUUGUUCUAAUCAAAGAGGAAAUGUGCUUCUCUUGUAUUUAGGAAUAAAGGUGAAAAUAUCUCUUCAGACCUUAGGUGGUACCGGUGGUAUGAAACUAUCCUAAUUAAUAUUUUAUGCAUAAAUGGGUUAUUUUUCAGUAUGAUCACAAAAGAGAGAAAUUUAUCUCAAGGGAUUAUUCACAUAUAGCUUCCUUAAAUUUAUAUGCAGCUAAACGGGUUUGGUUGGUAGAGAUAGGGGAAUCAAGAGUUUUUAAAAGUGAAAAGCUACUGAACAAGGUAAUAAAACCACUGAGAUAGGGGAAUCAAAAGU